Brienomyrus brachyistius is the source of this 1202-nucleotide messenger RNA. Its product is annotated as class I histocompatibility antigen, F10 alpha chain-like. Bases 69 to 1157 code for a protein of 362 amino acids. Gene Ontology annotation, cellular component: external side of plasma membrane. The record is from RefSeq and is a predicted model, not a curated record. NCBI's taxonomy places the organism in Eukaryota, Metazoa, Chordata, Actinopteri, Osteoglossiformes, Mormyridae. The transcript has 7 exons. Gene Ontology annotation, biological process: immune response.
GGUUAUUCUUUACGCUAAGAGCGCAACCUGCUGCGGAGUGUAUCAGUGUCAUGGGCACACUUUGGUAAAUGAGUUCUUUGUUUACAUUAUCUCCGCUUUUUGCAGUCAUUUCGUUCAGCAUUAACGACAUCCUUGCAGUGCCCCAUUCCCUGCAGUAUGUCUUCAGCGGCACAUCAGGGAUACCGAACCUCCCAGAGCUUAUGAUUGUAGGGCUGGUGGACGGGGAGCCCUUCGUUCACUAUGACAGCAACAGCCACAGAAUGACUCCAUGUCAGGAAUGGAUGGUAAAGUCUGUGGGGCCUGAUUACUGGGACACAGAGAGUGAAGCGGCAAUGAGUGAUGAGCUGGCGUUCAAAAAAAGCAUAGAAGUGGCAAAGCAGCGUUUCAACCAAACCGGAAGUAUUCAUACAUAUCAGAUGAUUUACGGCUGUGAGUGGGAUGAUGAAACUGGGGCCACAAGUGCUUUUCAUCUAUAUGGCUAUGAUGGGAGUGACUUCAUUGCAUUGGACUUCAGAAACAUGACUUAUGUGGCUCCAGUGCAGGAAGUAUUUCUUACUACAGUGAAAUGGAAUCAUGACAGUGUUCUAUUAGACAGAAAUAAAGCCUACCUGACCGGGAUCUGCACUGAGUGGCUGAAGAAGUAUGUGAGCUAUGGGAAGAGCACACUGGAGAGGACAGUCCGCCCUGAGGUGUCUCUGCUGCAGAAGGACCCCUCCUCUCCUGUCACCUGCCACGCAACCGGCUUCUUCCCAAAAGGGAUCAUGGUGACCUGGCAGAAAGAUGGAGUGGACAUGCAGAGUGAUGUGGAGGUGGGGGAGACCCUGCCAAACGGGGACGGAACAUUCCAGAUCACAUCAAAACUCACGGUGAAGCCUGAGGACUGGAAGAGGAACAGCUACAGCUGUGUCGUGCAGCACAAGAGCUCAAAGAAAGAUAUUCCUGUGCUGCUGGAGGAGAAGAACAUAAGGACCAAUCCGGGUGGCGUUUCCUUUGGCAGCAUCGUCGGCUGUGUGGCUGCUGCUCUGGCUCUCGUUGCUGUUGUCACUGGGGUCGUGUUGUGGAGGAGGAGCAGGACAGGCUAUGGGAAAGCCGGCAGUGAGUAUUGUUACCCUGUAUUGUUGUUGCCAAGACUGAAUAUGUGUAUAAAGAGCAUUUAAAUUUGAAAUUGAUUUAAGUGGAAAUAUCGCCUUGAAUAAAUUGCC